Ananas comosus (pineapple) is the source of this 1367-nucleotide messenger RNA. RefSeq names its product mitochondrial carnitine/acylcarnitine carrier-like protein. The record is from RefSeq and is a predicted model, not a curated record. Gene Ontology annotation, molecular function: L-ornithine transmembrane transporter activity. Gene Ontology annotation, biological process: mitochondrial L-ornithine transmembrane transport. NCBI's taxonomy places the organism in Eukaryota, Viridiplantae, Streptophyta, Magnoliopsida, Poales, Bromeliaceae. The coding region runs from base 121 to 1032 and encodes 303 amino acids. The transcript is spliced from 3 exons.
AAUUCAAGCGAUUCUUAUUCUUAUUUAAGCGAUUCUUUUUUCUCUCUUUUUUUUUUUCGAACAGUGAUUUGGAAUUGUUAUUACCUUCCAAAUUCACCACAGCUCAUAGGAAGGAGAAUAAUGGGUUCUACUAAAAAGAUGGCAAAUAUAGCCAAGGAUUUGACUGCUGGAACGGUGGGAGGGGCUGCGCAGCUGAUCGUUGGCCACCCAUUCGACACCAUUAAGGUCAAACUCCAAAGCCAGCCAGCCCCACUUCCCGGUCAACUCCCCAAGUAUUCCGGCGCCAUUGAUGCAGCAAAACAAACAGUAGCUUCUGAGGGACUUAAAGGCUUAUAUAAAGGUAUGGGAGCCCCACUCGCCACUGUCGCGGCCUUCAAUGCUGUUCUCUUUACUGUCAGGGGACAAAUGGAGGCUUUGCUUAGGUCCGAGCCCGGGGCUCCACUGACUGUGGGUCAGCAGGCCGUGUGUGGUGCUGGUGCCGGAGUCGCUGUUUCUUUUCUGGCGUGUCCUACUGAACUGAUUAAGUGCAGGUUGCAAGCCCAAAGUGCCUUAGCAGAUUCAGCUUCUUCUUCAGGUGCUGUAAAAUACAAAGGACCGAUGGACGUGGCAAGACAUGUUCUUAAAUCAGAAGGCGGUCUUAGAGGCCUGUUCAAAGGCCUGGUCCCGACCUUGGCUCGCGAAGUCCCCGGAAAUGCUGCGGCCUUUGGUGUCUAUCAAGCCUUUAAGCAAUACUUUGCAGGUGGGCCUGAUACAUCCAACUUGGGAAGCGGCUCUCUAUUGGUUGCUGGAGGGCUUGCCGGCGCGUCAUUCUGGCUCGCGGUCUACCCAACCGAUGUUGUGAAGAGUGUGAUUCAGGUCGAUGACUACAGGAAUCCAAAGUACUCCGGAACCAUUGACGCCUUUAAGAAGAUAUAUGCAUCGGAGGGAAUCAAGGGCCUUUACAGGGGCUUUGGACCAGCCAUGGUUCGCAGCGUGCCGGCCAAUGCAGCGUGCUUCUUGGCAUAUGAGGUGACUAGAUCUAGCCUUGGAUGAUUUUCUACUAAAUCAUAGUCAAUAGGAUUUGCGGCUUUGAUUCAUGCAGAUAAUUCUUUUCCUGUUGAAGUAGUCGUCGAAGAGAAAAGGAGAAUUUAAGUGAUCAUCUUAACUGCUAUACAUUUAUGUCUCAUUACUUCCUUGCUUGUGGAAAUAAGCUUAAGUUUCACUACUAGAAAAAGUUAGCAACAAAAUUUUGGUUAUUGGAAAUAUCUAGAGAAAUUAGGUGUACCAUCUAGAGUAUUGUAAGUAAUUAUCAGAAACAUUCUGAAACAAGAAGCCAAUGCUGACUAAUGGAACAGUAAGCAAUUAUUGUAGGAGACUGUGUUAUUACA